CACUUGGCGAGCGAGAGGAGCGCCGGGGCGGGCGGCCAUGGGCAGCCGCGGGGUCGCCGCGGGCUCUGCCCGGCGGACAGAUUAAGGAUGUCUGCUCAGCUGUUGAUCACAGAAGACACCGUCUGUGAGGCUGUUCCUGUGCACAGAGGUGUCCGUUUGACCACUCCCUUAUGAUGCAGAUACAUCACCCUGGGAAUCGCUGAAGCCGUUUUGUGCUGGAGGCACUGCUGAGAUUUCCCCUCGCAGCAAUGGACUUGGAUAAACCGUCCGUUUGGGGAUCCCUGAAACAAAAAACUAGACCGUUCCUGCAAAACCUAAGUGUGAGGAAGACAAAGAAGAGGUCUAGCAAAAUGGUGGAGAGAAAAAUCCACUCCUUGGACCGACGCCUCAGCGUGUCAGUGCCUGACAUGCUGGAGGUUGAGACUCUGACGGAAGAAGAAACAACUUACUCAAGUACUCGGGUGUUGACAAGCUGCUCCUCAGAGAGCUUCUCUAGGUCUAUGGGGUCUAUGAAAAGUAGAAGCUCUUCAGUGAGGCCAUCAGCAGAGGGCUGGCCAUGGGCAUCCCAGCAGGCAGCAGACACGGAUGUGACAGCCACGCAGCUAGAUGUGCGAGGCGUGGGCAGCGCCGUGUCCGAGGCGAAGAGGAAAUCCAGCGCUGACCUCUUUGAGCUGCUGCAGAGUGCCCGACUGAGCACAGCUCUGACAGAUGAGGGGUCAGAGUACCCAUGUGGAGAAAUGGAUCUAGACUCUUCCAUAUCAUCUCAAAUUUUUGAUGAUCAAAUGGCUCCAGAGGAAGCAAACGACUGCUUGAGUGACCUGCCCAGCCCCUUUGCCUACCUGCUGACCAUCCACCUGAAAGAAGGCCGGAACCUGGUUAUCCGAGAUCGCUGUGGUACAAGUGACCCGUAUGUGAAGUUUAAACUGAAUGGGAAAACUCUUUAUAAAAGUAAAGUAGUCUACAAGAACCUCAACCCAGUCUGGGAUGAGACUGUUGUGCUGCCCGUACAGACCCUCGAUCAAAAACUCUGGAUCAAGGUGUACGAUCGAGAUUUAACCUCUUCGGACUUCAUGGGUUCGGCAUUUGUAGCACUCGCUGAACUUGAACUCAAUAGAACUACUGAACAGGUUUUAAAACUGGAAGAUCCCAACAGUUUAGAAGAUGACAUGGGAGUGAUUGUAUUAAACUUGAGUCUAGCAGUCAAGCAAGGAGACUUCAAGAGAAAUAGGUGGUCAAGUCGGAAGAAGCGAACUUCAUCCAAGUCGAGUUUCAUGCGGAGUGUGCGACUCUCUGACUCCUUGCACAAGAACCAGUUGUGGAACGGGCUGGUGACCAUCACGCUCUUGGAGGGGAAGAACAUCCCCGGAGGGGGCUUGGCAGAAGUUUUUAUUCUCCUCAAACUGGGAGAUCAAAGAUAUAAGAGUAAGACACUGUGUAAGAGUGCAAAUCCUCAGUGGAGGGAACAGUUUGAUUUUCACUACUUCUCUGACAGGAAGGAUAUGUUGGACAUUGAAGUCUGGAGAAAGGAUAACAAAAAGCACAAGGAGCUUUUGGGAACGUGCCAAGUUGACGUUACUGCCCUGCCAAUGAAGCAGACCAAUUGCUUAGAGCUACCUCUGGAAAAACAUCCGGGGUCCCUGCUAAUGUUGAUAGCUGUUGCCCCAUGUACAGGAGUGUCUGUCUCCGAUCUGUGUGUCUGUCCUUUGGGAGACCCCAGUGAACGGCAACAGAUUUCCCAGCGCUAUUCUAUAAAGAAUUCCUUUCGGGACAUAAAGGACAUUGGCUUCUUACAAGUCAAAGUUUUAAAGGCGAUGGACCUGCUGGCAGCAGAUUUUGCAGGUAAAAGUGAUCCUUUCUGUGUAUUAGAGCUGGGAAAUGACAGUCUUCAAACACACACCAUUUACAAGAACCUCAAUCCAGAGUGGAACAAAGUUUUCACAUUCCCUAUCAAAGACAUUCAUGAUGUUCUGGAAGUGACAGUGUUUGAUGAAGAUGGAGACAAACCGCCUGAUUUUCUUGGAAAAGUUGCUAUCCCUUUGCUGUCUAUUAGAAACGGUAAACAAAGUUGUUACACGCUGAAGAAUAAAGACUUGGAACGUGCUUCAAAAGGAGUAAUUUACUUGGAGCUGGAUGUCCUGUUUAAUCCUGUAAAAGCAAGUAUUAGGACAUUCAAACCCCGAGAAAAGCGCUUUACUGAGGAGAACUGCAAAUUUUCUAAAAAGAUCUUAUCAAGAAAUGUUGAUCGCGUGAAAAAAAUCACCAUGGCAAUAUGGAAUACAAUACAAUUCCUUCGGAGCUGCUUUCUCUGGGAGUCCACAGUAAAGAGCGUGAUAGCAUUUGUGGUAUUUGUGGUCACCGUCUGGAGCGUGGAACUGUACAUGGUGCCCCUGGCUCUGCUGGUGCUCUUUGCAUACAACUUCUCCCUCAUCAGAACAGGGAAGGUCAACAACACUCAAGAUGCCCAGGAGCUUAUGGGUUUGGAUGAAGAUGAGGAUGAAGAUGAUAAGGAAUCUGAGAAAAAGGGGUUAAUUGAGAGAAUCCACAUGGUCCAAGAGAUCAUCAUAGCUGUUCAAAGCAUCCUAGAAGAAAUAGCAUCAUUUGGAGAGAGGAUUAAAAAUACAUUUAACUGGACGGUGCCUUUCCUCUCUGUCCUGGCCUGCUUGGUCCUGGCAGCAGCAACAGUCAUUUUGUAUUUUAUACCACUGAGGUACAUUAUUUUAAUCUGGGGCAUAAAUAAAUUUACUAAGAAGCUUAGAAAUCCCUAUGCCAUCGACAAUAAUGAGCUCCUAGAUUUCCUCUCCAGGGUACCUUCUGAUGUUCAAAAGGUGCAGCAUGCUGAAUUGAAACCAUACAGCAGCUCCAGCCCCAUUCGGAAGAAGCGGAGUGCACUAUAGGAUGCGGCUGCGUUUUGGAAUGCAGCAUCUCCCUCCCUACCCCCUACACGUGCUUCCCCUCUCCACUUCUUGCUUCAGAACAACACUAUAAUCACUGCCUCAGCCUUUUCUUUUUUGAAGGUGUAUUUUGAGAAACACCUGUAUUGAGUUGUCUCUUUUGGGUUGUCUUUUCAGCACAAAGUUGUAGCCCCCAAAAAGAGCAAUGUAGAAUGAAUGAACUGGUUUGUGGAGUGGGGAGGAGAAUGGGAGAGAGGAUGGUGCAGCUAGCUGCACCUUAAUUUUUUCUUCUUUUUUUUUUUUUUUCUGUUCUUCUUCCCCCUACAUUGCAGGGGCAAGACUGGAUGUGGCAGCACUCCCUGUUUUAUGUGGGAAGAGAUAAUUCCGCUUAGUGUAGCAGAUCAGCUGAGCUGAUGUGAGGAGGUGCUCUGAAACAGUUUUUAACAUACCCAACAGAUUUACAUUAAGAUAUGAGAGCUAUUCUUUUCUGAGUUAAAUCAUUGUGCCUAGAAAGGUUUAAGCUCUGAAUUAACGAGCCUUUGAUACCCAUCUUCUGUUCAAGCAGUGUACAUUUUAAAAAGUUUUUUAUCAUAAUUAGCAGAAAGAGCUUGGAGCUCCAACAGUAUCUCAAUAUUUCAUCCAGCACUUGUGGGUUUUUCUUUUUCCUUUUUUUUUUUCCUUUUUUUUCUUUUUUUUUUUAAAGGCCACCCUGUGGUUAACUCUUUAGAUACUGGAAUGCUCAGAGAUCCAUUGCUGGCAAUGGAUGCACUAGAACUUUCUGUCAUGAAAGGACUAAGAGACUGUAAAAAAGCCUAAGUCACUGACCUGAAAAGACUCUGUUGACUUGCCUUUCAUAAUUCCAUCUCAUCAGAUAUUUCCAGCAUGGCUGUUGUUUUCCUAUCUAAAUCCAGAGGGGUCAACACUACAGAUCCAAGAUAAAAUACAUUUUCUAGCCUUAAAGAAACAAGUGCUUGUGCAGAAAGAGACCACAGUGCCCAAAAGACAUGGGUUGUGCAAUAGUGUGCAGGCUUUGGUCCGCCACUGAUGUCUUGUUGGAGUCUUUCCUGGCGGUUCUUAAAGAGAAGAUCGGAAAGUGAAGUCAUAUGGAAACUGAGCAAUGAAGAGAAAGAAGGAAAGACCCCAUUUUCUAUUCUGAAGAGAAUGUGAUUUCUUGCUUGCUUACCAAUCUUUUAGCUAUUGUGCUUUUGCUUUAUAUGAUUCAGGUAACUAGCAUUAUUCAUGUUAUUUGACUGGGGAAACUGAAAUACAGAAUCACGUGUAAGCCUGCUUAAUUUCAGUGAAAGGUGAGACCCGUUGGUCUCGUGUGAUGUUGUGGGAGCGACUUGCCACCACAAGUCAUUGGUAACACCAGAGCUGGAGGUGCUUCUUGUGAUUCCCAGGAAGGAGUUACUACUUGUGGGUAGUUCACAGUACAAAGAGAUAGAAAAACCCAAGAGACAGGUUUCUUUUUAAGAGAAGAUGACUUUGGAAGUCAUCAGGUGAGGUAAAUCAGAACCUUGCUUAUGGAUUAGCAAUCCAAAUGAAGUCGUGACGCGUGGUUCAGUAGUGGAAUCUUGUGGGCCUGUGGUGCGAAUUCAAAGAAGGAAAAUUAACACUAGACCACUGGAUUAUUAACCAGAUUCAGUGUUUUUCCCAGAAGUUUGUUUGUCAAAGUAACAAGCCCCACUGUGCCUUUGAAGAAGGAGAGGCACAUUUUCAUACACUCGAUUGGGUAAAGAAUGUAUUUUGUUUAUGCAAAGAGAGAGAAAAUAGAUUAUCCUGGUUUAAAAAAAAAAACCCACAAAAAUGCCUCUGUGUUGUGCAUGUGUGCUCAUAUACCCAUACAUACACAGAGUUGUGUAUAAAAAAGAGUACAUGUAUAAUGUAUUUAUAGUUGAGUGUGUGUGGGAAAAUGGGUGAAUAUACAGAUUUUAAAACUUUGAAGUGUUUAUGAAAAAUGCCAAAGAUUCUAAAGCUUAUCAUCUUGCGUCUGUUCUUCUUCAUUUUGUAUCUUUCCCGGCAUGUCUCUCUGGCUGAGCCAGAUCUCUGCAUGAUUUGAUUUACUUGAACUUAAUGAAGUUGGUUGGAAAGAGCCUUGUAGAAAUUACAAAAUCUCCAGUAAAUCUCCUUCUUGUACAUACAAUAGAUGUCCACGGACCGGACCCCUUUUGUUAAACCAGUUUCUCAAUCUUCUGUAUAAACAAUGCCUCAUUGUUUCGCUUCAAGCUGUCAUCUGGCUUAUCAUACUGUAGUCUUGCCAUGUUGUAAGGACCAAAGUCAGACAUAUUUAAGCAGGCAUGUGACAUCUGACUGUUGAUUUGAGUGAAAACGUUCAACUGAAGAAAAAUUGUUUAUUUAUUCAGAAGUUGGGACUGAUACUUUAAUAGUUUUUUUCUUGUUUUUUUUUUUUCACAUGGAACUGAUUUCUCUUCAGGUGACAGGGUGGUUGGGGUUUUUUCUGUCUCGUUUUGGGAUUUCUUUUGUGUAGAUAUGUUGUGUUGCAGAAUGUUUUGUAUUACAUUGUUAUGCUGGAGACUUACCAAAUGAAGGGAUUUGGUUGGUCCAGUACUUAUAUAUGUUGUA
Colius striatus (speckled mousebird) is the source of this 5474-nucleotide messenger RNA. It is a transcript of the gene MCTP2, whose product is annotated as multiple C2 and transmembrane domain containing 2. The coding region runs from base 249 to 2894 and encodes 881 amino acids. The transcript has 24 exons. NCBI's taxonomy places the organism in Eukaryota, Metazoa, Chordata, Aves, Coliiformes, Coliidae. Gene Ontology annotation, molecular function: calcium ion binding. Gene Ontology annotation, cellular component: synaptic vesicle membrane. The record is from RefSeq and is a predicted model, not a curated record. Gene Ontology annotation, biological process: regulation of neurotransmitter secretion.